Rotaria socialis is the source of this 486-nucleotide messenger RNA. The record is from the annotation of a GenBank genome assembly. Lineage: Eukaryota; Metazoa; Rotifera; Eurotatoria; Philodinida; Philodinidae.
AUGACACGUAUCAAUCGAGAACAUAUGCAAAAGCGGAUUCUACAACACUACAUCAACAUAACAAACAAACAAAACCAAAUUACAGUAAAACAUUUUUUACAAGAAAAAGCUCCUCGUCAAACCAUAUAUAGUAUCAUUAACAAGUACGAAGAUUCUGGCUAUGUUGGUGAUAAACCAAGAUCAGCAGGCAUUUCUCUGAGGCGAUUAGCGCCACAAUUUAAAGUUAGUUAUCAAACAAUCUCUAAUCAUUUGAAACCAAUGGGCACCCAUUAUUAUAAAAAACAACGAGCACCAAAAUAUACGGAUCAGCAGCUCCAAGAAAUACCGACUCAUGCACGUCGAUUAUAUCGCAUAUUGUCAAACAACGAUUUUGAAUUACUAAUGCAUGAUAAAAAAUAUUUUUUAUUACGAGAUCAAUUUGUACCAACUAACCGUGGAUUGUGCACUUCUGAUAAACGUACUACACCACCACAAAUCAAAUUUUAA